UGGGAACCCUGGGCGCACAGCUCUGAAGGGCAGUUCCUGCUCGCAGGGCACCCGUCCUGUCCCCCAGCCCUGGUUCUCAUCACUGUGGGCUUGUGGCUAUCUGGGGUACAUCGGGGCACAGCUUGGGUUGAUGCCUUUGAACAGAACCUAUUUAGCACCCUCCUUCCCUCCCCCCAGGAUGCCGAGCAGCCAUGUGAGCCACACUGGUGAUGAGGAGGACCCCAGCUGCUGCGGUGCCACGGGGUGGCACAAGUGACAGGGACAGAGCAGGACACCAUGGGCAGCUCCUCGCCCUGGCUGCGCUGGACUCAAUCGGAGCUGGGCAGCCAGAAGCCCAAGUGCUGGGAGGAGGAGGAAGAGGAGGAGGAAGACUUUGAGAAGCACAUGGAUGAGAACGGUGUCAUUGGGCUGGGGGCUGCCACUGCGGAGCUCAGCGACCCACAGGACUCAGGCUCUGAGUGGGGACAGGAUGCGGCUGGGAGCCCAGUAUGGGGGGACAACGAGGACCUGGAUGUGGGGUCCCCAGCAGAGCCACGCUGGUAUGCACAGCAGGACCUGACAGAGGAGGAGGAGGAAGAAGAGGAGGAAGAGCAGGGCAGCUCUGAAGAGGACGAGAGGCCAGAGGGACCCUGGGGAACAGAAAGCGAUGGGGACUUCCAUGCUGAGACUCCCCUGAAAGCCCCGGGUACCACCACGGAUGGCGGCGGCACCUCGGGGCCUUCGGACUCCAGUCCUGUCCCCACGACUCCCCCACGCCAGCGCCGGAGCUGGGGCAAAACCAGGGACCCCAGUCAGAGCUCCCAAACCCUGCAGCAGCCCAAACCCAGUCGGCUGUCCCCCAGCCCCCGGCAUCACACCGACACCAAAAAGCCAAAGGACCCCACAGACAUUUGCCCAUAUGGCCGAGGGCGGCUCAACCACCCCCUGCCUGACCUCUCCAAGGUGGAAGCACGGGUGAAGGUGGGGCAGAACUACCGUCCUCCACCCAGCAGGGCCCUGCCCGCCCGCGCCAGGCCCCAUGGAGGUCCCCUUGUCCCCAAGUCCCCCGCCGAAAUCGUCCGGGAGGUGCUGCUGAGCAGUGGGGAGGGGGCCCCGCCACGGCCCUCCUCCUCCCCCGGAGUGCCACAGGAGCUCCGCUCCCCCAGGCAGGCCACUGCACUGGUGCAGCAACUGCAGGAUGUUCCUGCCCCCCUCCGUGCCUUAGGAUGCUCAUAUCCAUGCCCUUGGGAUGCUCAUGUCCCCAUAGGGAUGCUCCUGUCCCCUCCCCAGGAUUCUCCUGACCCCAUGCAGUGCUUCUGUCUCCUGAUGCCCUUCUAUCCCUUGGGAGGAGAGGGAUG
Molecule: messenger RNA, 1337 nt
Organism: Meleagris gallopavo (turkey)
Lineage: Eukaryota; Metazoa; Chordata; Aves; Galliformes; Phasianidae
Source: RefSeq, a predicted model, not a curated record